Venustampulla echinocandica is the source of this 1866-nucleotide messenger RNA. RefSeq names its product (Phosphotyrosine protein) phosphatases II. Gene Ontology annotation, biological process: microtubule cytoskeleton organization; regulation of exit from mitosis; protein dephosphorylation. Gene Ontology annotation, cellular component: mitotic spindle; nucleolus; spindle pole. The coding region runs from base 1 to 1866 and encodes 621 amino acids. The transcript is spliced from 3 exons. Gene Ontology annotation, molecular function: protein tyrosine/serine/threonine phosphatase activity; protein serine/threonine phosphatase activity. NCBI's taxonomy places the organism in Eukaryota, Fungi, Ascomycota, Leotiomycetes, Helotiales, Pleuroascaceae. The record is from RefSeq and is a predicted model, not a curated record.
AUGACUCCUGCCGUUAAGUAUGGGCAGGUCAUCGAGUACAUUCCCGACCGAUUGUACCUAGCUUCAUACACCACUCCGCCCACUGAAGACACUCUCUUCCCAUACCCUGACCGCCAGCCUACCCGACGGUCCCCAAGCAAGCGGUCGGCGAGAGCGGUGGACGGUCCAUCUGCUGUGUUAUCCGAAAGAGAUCGCACUCCUCCCUAUUAUUUCUCUAUUGAUGAUUCAUUGCUAUACAAUGCUUUCCACCAUGACUUUGGACCAUUACAUAUUGGACACCUGUACCGGUUCGCCGUCCAGUUCCAUGACAUUCUUGCGGCUCCCGAGAACAAGAACAAGCCAGUUGUUUUCUGGAGCAAGGCCGAUGCGCGCAGCCGGGCAAAUGCUGCUUGUAUUUUAGCUUCAUAUAUGGUUCUCAUCCAGUCCUGGGCACCGCAUCUUGCUCUCGCGCCCAUUGCGCAAGCGGAUCCACCCCUCAUGCCUUUCCGCGACGCAGGAUAUAGUCAAGCAGAUUAUGGGAUUACGGUGCAAGAUGUGGUAUAUGGUGUCUGGCGGGCAAAGGAAGAGGGGUUCUGUGCCUUGCCAUCAUUUGAUCUUGAGGAGUAUGAGCGAUAUGAGCGUGUGGAUCAAGGCGAUUUCAACUGGUUAACACCAGACUUCCUUGCAUUUGCAUCACCUCAACAUACGCCUAUUGCGCCCAUACUACCAUCCUCACCACUCUAUUCUACAUUACCUACCACCGUUGAUGCAGUGGAUGCUCAUCCCACACUUCCUGGUCCAUUUAAGAAUGUCCUCAAGCAUUUCGGGCAGCGAAACAUCGGCCUAGUUGUCCGCCUGAACUCGGAGCUUUACUCGCCAUCGUACUUUACUGCACUUGGCAUUGAGCAUCUGGACAUGAUUUUCGACGACGGCACUUGCCCACCUUUAAGUACUGUGCGGAAAUUCAUCAGGCUUGCUCAUGAGAUGAUCACCGUGAAGGAGCGAGGAAUUGCGGUCCAUUGCAAAGCUGGUCUUGGUCGCACUGGCUGCCUCAUCGGAGCAUACCUUAUCUAUCGUUAUGGAUUCACUGCCAACGAGAUCAUUGCCUACAUGCGCUUCAUGCGACCUGGAAUGGUUGUUGGCCCACAGCAACAUUGGCUACAUCUCAACCAGGGAACGUUCCGUGAAUGGUGGCUAGAGGAGCAAUUUGAAAUUAAAAUGAAGGAGAAGAUGGCAAUCAUGGCACCAACUACGCCUAUAAGAUCAAGCAAGCCAUACAUGGUGAAUAAUGGCCAGGUCGCAACGCCACCUAAUGCCAGCCGAAGAUCACCUCUGGGUGAGGUCGACAAUGGACAACGCGACAGCAUCGGUGUGCAAGAAGAUUGUCUCCCUGCCCCUACCCCGGGUCAACCGCGAAAGACUAGCAGAGCAGUCGAUCGUCACCAUCCCUACACCCGCAACGUCUCCACUUAUAGCACAACUGAAGAUGACCACAUGAUUCAAAGAGAGACGGAGGUGAUCUCAAUUCAUCGGUCCUCGAUAGAUAACGCAGAGGGAGAAGACGAAUGGCAAAUGCGAAUGCGCACAAGCCGCAAAACAUCUCGAUCCCCCGGUCGAAGUGAAAAGCGCUCCAUCAGCCAAACCACCACAACCAUCUACACGGUCGACAAUGACAGCAGCAACGACGUCGAGAACAUCGGCGCAGGAGCUCGUCCAAAGACCCCCGGAGCCAUGAAAUCUGGCCCCGGAUCCCUCAACAAAGUGCGUGGAAGCCCAAAGCGCAGCGGCGACAGCCUCCGAAACAAGGAGAGUGCAGGCAUUCGAAAGACCAGUGGAAGAAUUGGCAGCAUGAGUGUCUCUUCUCCCCGUAAGGUCUCUGGACUGUAG